Molecule: messenger RNA, 2664 nt
Organism: Babesia bigemina
Lineage: Eukaryota; Apicomplexa; Aconoidasida; Piroplasmida; Babesiidae
Product: Serine/threonine-protein phosphatase 4 regulatory subunit 3-A
Exons: 3
Coding region: 1-2664 (887 amino acids)
Biological process (GO): protein dephosphorylation
Cellular component (GO): nucleoplasm; protein phosphatase 4 complex
Molecular function (GO): protein phosphatase activator activity
Source: RefSeq, a predicted model, not a curated record
AUGGCAGUGGAGCCGGGGCAGGAUGAGCUGGAAGCCAUCGAGGUGGAGCUGCGUAGCGAACCGCGGUUGCAGAAGGCACACCCCGUCAACGGCAUCCCGGCGUCGUGCAGGCGCGUGAAGCUGUACGAGAUUUAUUCGUCGAACGUGGGUUCCGCUGGAUACGGGAAUAUCGAUACGCAGGAUACAUGGGUGGACAAGGGCACGGGAUAUUGCCAUAUCAAGGAGCCUACCGACCAGGGAAGCCCGCAGAUAGUCAUCGAGCUCGAGCAGGAGGGGAUGACCGUGGUGGUCAUCUCUAACAUCUUGUACAACACGAACUACUCAUCGCAAAAUGACUCCAUCAUCAUAUGGCAAGAAGGAGGGGAAGGCCGGCUCUACAGGGCGCUCUCAUUUCAGAACGUGGUGGGGCACAAGUCGUUUUGGACGUAUAUCAGCGGCCUAGUCGACGAGCAAUGCAUACAGUCGAGCGACCGCGACGGCGGCAGCGGUUCCGAGACGGAACUCGAUGGCGACGGGGAUGGCGGCUCUGGCAGCGGAUCCGGGCAGAACGGCUCGAGCUCGCCAAACGAGUCGAGCAAAUUUAAUGUGAUGUACCGCGUCCUGCCCGUGCCCACCGUCGGCGAGCUGCGCAAACUGGAGACCACGCUCGACGCGAUGCUGUCACAGAACUCGGUGUCCGAUAUGGUGUACAUGGAUCUUUUGGACAAGCGGUGGCUUAUGGAGACAUUUGCUAUAAUGCGCAACUGCGUGGAAAUAGAGGACCUGUCCACCCUGUCGGCAAUAGCGGCGAUCAUGUCGAGGCUCAUCCUGAACUGGUGCGGGAACCUGGAGCUCAUGCACGUUUUCGUCAGCGACGAGAUGUUCAUCGAUCUCCUGCAGGCGUUCGAAUACGACGCAGAGCUCCUAUCGCAAAAUAUAAGCUUAGAACACGUCAAGUUUUUUCGACAACACGUCAAACACCACGACGUCAUCAUGCUGGGGAACCCCGCAUUUUACAGACUGGUGCACUCAAGCUACCGCAUCGAGUACCUCAAGGAUGUUGUGCUGCCCAGGCAGCUGGACGAGUUCUCCAUUCAGCGGCUCAACACCGUCCUGUUCUCGAACACCAACGAGAUCCUCAACAUACUGUCCAGCGACGGUCGGGGCUUCGUGGAGUCGCUGAAGGAGCAGCUUCCCCAUAAGUACAUGGCGGCUUUGCUCCUGCGCGAGCUCCUGGGGGCCGCCAGGUGCUCGCAGGGUGUAAACCAGCCGGAUCGCAUCUCGCUGUUGCUGUUGGUUAAGCACAGCCAGCUUCUCAUCGAGCUCAUUGGGUACCUGGACGGUACCGCCCCAGCGUGUCGCGACUUCAGGGAGCACUUACUGCCGAAAAACGAAUCCAUGGACCGCGAAUACACGGCGCUAAAAGGCGCACUUGCACGGAUGCAAGAUUACAGACCCGACCUGCUCGGCACUCGUCGGCAUGGGCUGAUGGACCCCGUCUCACUCGCCGUUGAGAUAUUCAACUUGUGCCUGGAGGUGUUCCCGUCCAUCGUAAGGACGGCAGUUUUCGCUGACGCGGAAGCGAAGAGCGAGCCAUCGCUCCUGUUUGCGCUCUGUGACGUAAUCGCUACCAACCCGGAUGGGGGAGUGCAGGCACAGACACGUGACAUAUUCCUCCGGCUGCUGGACCCGAAAAAUAUGGACCUGCCGGAGAAGGACGAGAUGUGUUCGCUGUUUUACGACAACGGGGUGCUGGACAGGCUUAUUGAGCGGGUGUUCGGAGAUAACGUUCCCGACUCCCCCACCAUCCGAGUGGCCAAAGUGCACGCAAUGGAGCUCCUGUCACUCUGCGCGCGCGAGCACAGACACAGGUUCAAGUUGCGCGUUCAGAGCCACAAGUUGCCGCUGCGAGUGUUGGCGAGUUCGCUGAGGCCGUUUGACAAGUUCGUCACGGUGGGAGCCAUGAAGUUCCUCCACGUGUGCAUCAAGAUGAAGGACAUGAGCGUAGAACGGCACAUCAUAAAGUACGACGUUCUGAGGCCGGUUUUCUGGAUCCUGAAGACCAAAAUCAGCGCCGGGAGGGACGGGGGGUCGAUGCUGGAAAGCGUCUGCCUCGGCAUCCUCAGCACCAUAGACACGUGGGCCCUGGAUGGGCUCGUGGAAUGGAUAUUCCAGGACCCCGUUUGCAGCACCCUGUUCGAAGACCUCAAGCGCGCGUACUCCCACUGCUGUGAAAACUUUGUUUUCAACAACCUCGAGAGGAUGUACAACUACUCCAGGUCCGGCGGGAUGAGCAACAAGAAACGACACGUGAUAGUGGACCCAGAUCGAUGGUUCGAGGAGGACGACGAAGAGGAGGUCGAGCCCAUCAAACGGCACAUCAUUAACAUAUCGGGCAGCCUGGUUGAUGGCUACGACGAUGACGACUACACAGGAGACAUAGACCUAGCAGACAUCACCGCCACCGCGCCGGGGGCCUCCUCGCCGCUUCUACGGCCCGCAGACAUGGAACCCUGGGGGCACGAUAGCACGGAGCGCGCGAAAGACGAGGCUGAAGACGUGUUCGAGUUCAGUUUCAAGGGCAACAAGGCCACCAAGAUCAACGUCUUCCUCGACACCUGUCGCAAGCAACCCUCCGCGGGCGGCAAGAUCGCCAACGAUUUUGUGCUUGACUCUAGCGAAUAA